UGCUUGGUAGAUGAAACGCGGCAAAAGGUUACAAACAAAACAUUAAUAAGAAAACAAAAGAAAAUUAAGCAAAAUUAGAAACUAAAACUUUUAGUAAAAUUAUAGUCCUGAAGUAGCUUUGCCCUAACAAGAAAUGGCAAGCAGCUCACGAAUCACAAUAUUGCCGCAGUCGAAGGAGGCGCUGCUGAAAUCCUACAAUGCGCGCCUCAAAGACGAUGUGCGCAGCAUGCUGGAGAACUUUGAAGAGAUACUGAAGCUAGCGCGGCGCGAGAGUCAUAGUCAAAUUUCGAAGAUAACACAGUGCGAGCAGGAUGCCCUUGAAAUGCAAGUGCGAUCGGCAAAUAUGGUGCGAGCUGGUGAAUCGUUGAUGAAGCUGGUGGCAGAUCUCAAGCAAUACCUUAUACUCAAUGACUUUCACUCUGUGAAUGAGGCAAUCACAAAUAACUCACAGCUAUUUCGGGCCACACAAAUUGAGUGUGAUAAAAAGUUGAUGAAGCUGCGCGAUGAGAUGGCCAUGGAUCUGUACGAUCUGGAGGAGGAAUACUACACGAGCAUAUUUAAAUAGCUGUAUAUGAUAUAGAAUAGUUAGCUAGAUACAUGUAUAUGUGUGCUUAUAUGUAGAAAAAAUGCAUUCGUUUCAUGAGAAUAAUAUAACAUCUAUUUAGGAAAAA
Molecule: messenger RNA, 671 nt
Organism: Drosophila grimshawi
Lineage: Eukaryota; Metazoa; Arthropoda; Insecta; Diptera; Drosophilidae
Gene: MED22
Product: mediator of RNA polymerase II transcription subunit 22
Exons: 3
Coding region: 134-565 (143 amino acids)
Biological process (GO): regulation of transcription by RNA polymerase II
Cellular component (GO): mediator complex
Molecular function (GO): transcription coregulator activity
Source: RefSeq, a predicted model, not a curated record